ACUGAAAAGAUUCGACUCAGUAGAGUGAUACGUUCACGAUUCGGACAUCGCUAGAUGCUUACUCAAUCUGGAAACAGCUUGUUCAGCGUUGUUCAGCAUUAUCAGUUAUGGAGGUCAAUGGUUCUGAUAGUGAUUGGAGGAGUCCAGCCUUUCGACAGAAAUUAGUGGCCCAAAUAGAUGAAGCCAUGAGAAAAGCAGGAACUGCUCACACAAAGUCCAGUACUGAUAUGGAGAACAAUGUUUUUAUGAAGGCAAAAACCAGAGAGGACUAUUUGGCUUUAGUUGCAAGACUGAUAAUUCAUUUUAGAGACAUCCAUAAAAAGUCACAAGACCCUAUGAAUGCCCUGCAAAGUAUACCAGGAGUGGGUGGAGGUGGUCCUGGAGUUAUUGGCAUUGGACCACGGCCCCCUGGUGCACAAAUGGGUGGUAUGGGGUCAAUGCAAAUGCAGAUGGGUCAACGUGGCAUGCAGGGAGGUCAGCAGGCUGUAUCUAUCUCAGCAGGUGCUGCCGGGCAGAUGCCGAUGAUGCAACAGCAACAACAACAGCAGCAGUCCAUUCAAUUUCAGCAGUAUCCGUCGCAGCAACAGGCAGCCAUGCAGCCUCAGCAGCCAGCACCUAUGCAGCUGAAUGCCAUGCAGUUCCAACAGAUAAGGCAGCAGUAUCAGAAUCAACAACAGCAGCAGACACAGACUCAGCAGCAACAACAGAACCAGUUGCACCAAACAAGAAUGCAGCAGCAGCAGUUAGCACAAAUGCAGCAACUGCAACAGCAGCAGCUUCAAGCCCAGGUCCAGGCUCAGGUCCAAGCCCAAGCCCAGGCCCAAAUACAGCAGCAGCAACAGCAGCUUCAAGCCCAGGUCCAGGCUCAGGUCCAAGCCCAGGUCCAAGCUCAAGGUCAAGCCCAGGUGCAGGCUCAAGGAGUGGUAGGUCAGAUGCCCCCUCGUUCACAGCAGCAACAAGUCAUGAUGCCCCAGUCAUUAGCACAAAUGGCUCCCGGACAGCAUCAACCCAUCAGCUCACUCAGCCAACAACAGCAGCAACAUCUGAAGCUCCAGCAGGCAAUGCAGCAGGCGAGAGUAUUGCAGCAGCAACAGCAGCAGCAACAACAACAACAACAACAACAACAACAACAACAGCAGCAGCAGCAGGCUCAACAGCUCCAGCAGGCAGGCCAGCUCUCUGCAGUCCCUGGCCAGAUGAUGCCCCGUCCUGGGAUGCAAAUUCCACCCCGGUUCCCCCGUGCCCCCCCGAACUCUGCCAUUCCUCAAAACCCCGUUGCCACUGGAGGACAGCAAAUGCCACAGGGUCAACAAAUGAUGUCAUCACCCUCCUCAGUUCAGGUGCAGACACCCCAGCCGAUGCCACUUCCCCCUCAGCUGAUGCAAUCCCCCCAGCCUCCUUCCUCUCAGCCCAACUCUGUCAGCUCUGGUCCAAUCCAUUCUCCUGGAGGUUUCCAACCCAGCCCCUCUCCUCAGCCGUCCCAGAGUCCUGCAUCUUCACGCACCCCCCAGAGUUACCCCCUCCAGGUACCUUCACCAGGACCUCUCAAUACACCAGGCAAUCCAAGCUCUGUAAUGAGCCCAGCAGGGGCCUCACCAUCUGAGGACCAGCUUUACAUGGACAAACUGAAGCAGCUGUCAAAAUAUAUCGAGCCACUGCGCAGAAUGAUUAACAAAAUAGACAAAAAUGAAGAUAGGAAGAAGGAUUUGAGCAAAAUGAAAAGUUUGCUCAACAUUUUGACUGACCCCAACACAAGAUGUCCACUUAAAACACUACAGAAGUGUGAAAUAGCAUUGGAGAAACUAAAGAAUGACAUGGCAGUGCCGACUCCUCCCCCUCCUCCAGUGCCCUCUACCAAAAAGCAGUACCUGUGCCAGCCGCUGCUGGAUGCUGUCUUAGCCAACAUCCGUUCCCCAGUUUUCAAUCAUUCACUUUACAGCACGUUUGAUCCUGCUAUGACAGCAAUUCAUGGACCCCCAAUCACGGGUCCCUCAAUUCCUUCCCGUAAACGGAAGCUGGAGGAUGACGAGCACCAGACCAUCCCUAACAUACUUCAAGGGGAGGUGGCUCGUCUUCAUUCCAAAUUCCUGGUCGAUCUGGACCCGUUCUUUUGCAGCAACAAUGGAACGGUGCAUCUCGUAUGUAAACUAGAUGAUAAAAAUCUUCCCAGUGUUCCCCCUCUUCAGCUGAGCAUUCCAGCGGACUACCCCGAUCAGAGCCCGCACUGGGAAGAUGACGGUCAGCAGUAUGAGGCCAACCCCUUCUUGCAGAGUGUGCAUAAGAACAUGACCUCUAAACUCCUUCAGCUUCCUGACAAGCACUCGGUGACGGCGCUGCUGAACACUUGGGCCCAAAGCGUGAGACAGGCUUGCCUUUCAGCUGCUUAGAAUGUAUUCCCAUCAGCACUAUCAGCCCAGUAUAAUCCUUGCACCUCUAUGGAAUGAUGGCAAUAUAUUAAUACUUUCUUUGUCUUUUUUUUAUUUACCUGAAUUAUAAUCUGUUUUGUUUAGUCCUGUACACUAAGGCCUAAACUGUUUGUGCAUUGCUUCAUUAAUAAAGACAUUAAAAUGCUG
Messenger RNA from Cyprinus carpio (common carp), 2573 nucleotides. Its product is annotated as mediator of RNA polymerase II transcription subunit 15-like. Gene Ontology annotation, biological process: regulation of DNA-templated transcription. The record is from RefSeq and is a predicted model, not a curated record. Gene Ontology annotation, molecular function: transcription coregulator activity. NCBI's taxonomy places the organism in Eukaryota, Metazoa, Chordata, Actinopteri, Cypriniformes, Cyprinidae.